AUGGCACAGGGAAAAGUACUUGUAGUAUCGAACAGAUUGCCUGUUACUAUCACCCGGAAAGAUGAUGGAUCCUACGACUAUUCCAUGUCAUCAGGAGGUUUGGUGACUGCUCUCCAGGGUUUGAAGAAGUCCACCGAAUUCCAAUGGCUUGGAUGGCCAGGGUUGGAGAUUCCUCAGGACGAGCAGGAUAAGGUCAAUAGCGACCUUAUGGACAAGUUCAAGUGUACCGCCAUUUUCUUGAGCGACCACAUUGCUGACUUGCACUAUAAUGGUUUCUCCAAUAGUAUCUUGUGGCCUUUGUUCCACUACCAUCCAGGAGAAAUGAACUUUGACGAGACCGCUUGGGCAGCAUACAUUGAGGCCAACAAGCAAUUUGCUGCCAAGAUCGCCUCGCAGGUGGAUGACAACGAUAUGAUCUGGGUCCAUGACUAUCAUUUGAUGCUCUUGCCUCAAAUGUUGAGGGAAGAACUCGGAAGCUCCAAGAAGAAUAUCCGCAUUGGCUUCUUCCUCCACACGCCGUUUCCCUCGUCAGAAAUUUAUAGAAUUCUUCCUGUCAGAAAAGAAAUUUUGGUGGGAGUAUUGAGUUGUGAUUUGAUCGGGUUCCACACCUACGAUUAUGCGAGACAUUUCUUAUCUUCAGUGGCUCGAAUAGUGUCCAAUGUGAAGACUGUGCCUAAUGGUAUCGAAUACGAGGGUCGUUCUAUCAGUAUUGGUGCAUACCCUAUCGGUAUUGAUGUGGACAAGUUUACUGAGGGUAUUAGAAAGCCCAAGGUGGUUGAGAGAAUCGAACAGUUGAAGAAGAAGUUUGGAGACACCAAGAUCAUCGUGGGCGUUGACCGUUUGGACUACAUCAAGGGUGUUCCACAGAAAUUGCACGCUUUUGAGGUUUUCCUCACCGAGAACCCAGAAUGGGUGGGGAAGGUGGUGUUGGUGCAGGUGGCAGUGCCAUCCAGAGGUGACGUGGAGGAGUACCAGAGUUUAAGAGCUAAUGUGAAUGAACUUGUGGGCAGAAUCAAUGGACGCUUUGGCACAGUGGAAUUCACUCCGAUCCACUACUUGCACAAGUCCAUUCCUUUUGAGGAACUCAUCAGUUUGUAUUACAUGUCUGAGGUUUGCUUGAUUAGUUCCACCAGAGACGGAAUGAAUUUGGUUUCCUACGAGUACAUUGCCUGCCAGGAAGAUAACAAGGGCUCGUUGAUUCUUUCCGAGUUUGCCGGUGCUGCACAGUCUUUGAACGGUGCACUUGUGGUGAAUCCAUGGAAUAUCGAGGAAUUGAGUGACGCCAUCAAGGAGAGUUUGACGUUACCAGCAGAGAAGAGAGAGCUCAAUUUCAAGAGACUUUUCGAUUACAUUUCCAAAUUCACUUCUGGUUACUGGGGUGAAAGUUUCGUCAAGGAAUUGUACAAGUGCCAAGCGGACACUAAAAAAUAG
Sungouiella intermedia is the source of this 1431-nucleotide messenger RNA. The record is from the annotation of a GenBank genome assembly. Lineage: Eukaryota; Fungi; Ascomycota; Pichiomycetes; Serinales; Metschnikowiaceae.